AUGUGUCAAGAGAACUACAAAAAUUUAUUAGAGAACUGGCAGUUAACUCUCCCCAACAGCUUUGGCCAGGACUACAGUGAUCACCCAAAGAUGUCGGAAGCAAUUGGAAAGGCAACCGAGACCGUAAAGGAGUCAGUUGAGAAAGUUACCGAAGAAGUCAAGAAUUUGACAACUGGACAAGAAAGCUCUGAGCCUGUCGUGCUUGGCGAAGAUGGACAACCACUUUCUAAGAAAGCCUUGAAGAAGUUGCAGAAAGAACAAGAAAAGCAGAAGAAGAAGGAGGAGAAAGCUCUCCAAUUGGCCGAGGAAAAGGAGGCCCGCGAGCGUGAAGCGGCUGCUAAUGACACCGCCAAAGACUAUUACGGCAAGCUGCCAUUGAUUCAAUCUGCCACAAAGACAGGAAUCCCCAGAGCAAAGUUGGAGGAGCUAAGUGAGGCUGACGAUGGUAAAGAGGUGUCCAUCAGAGCCCGCGUUCACAAUUCUAGACAGCAAGGGGCUACCCUGGUAUUUUUGACCUUGAGACAGCAGGCACAAUUGAUACAGGCCCUGGCCAAGGUCAACAAAGAAGGUACCAUAUCCAAGCAGAUGGUCAAAUGGGCCGCUUCUGUAAACCCGGAGAGUAUUGUUUUAGUCAAGGGUAUUGUAAAGACUGUGGAGGAGCCUAUCAAGUCCGCCACUGUUCAAAACCUGGAGAUUCACAUCACUCAAAUUCACACCAUCUCUGAGUCUCCACAACAGUUGCCCAUUUUGAUUGAAGACGCUUCGCGUUCUGACGCAGAGGCUGAGGCCGCAGGGUUACCGGUAGUCAACUUAGACACCAGAUUAGACGCGCGUGUGAUCGAUUUGAGAACAGCGACUAACCAAGCCAUUUUCAGAAUUCAAUCCGGUGUAUGCGAACUCUUCAGAGAAUUUUUGUCCAAGAGAAAGUUCGUGGAAAUUCACACCCCUAAAUUGCUGGGUGCUCCAUCGGAGGGUGGCGCCAAUGUUUUCGAGGUUACUUAUUUCAAGGGUAAAUCUUAUUUGGCACAAAGUCCUCAAUUUUACAAGCAAGAACUGAUCGCGGCUGAUUUCGAGCGUGUUUUCGAAGUUGCCCCAGUCUUCAGGGCCGAAAAUUCCAAUACCCAUCGUCAUAUGACCGAAUUCACUGGCUUGGAUCUAGAGAUGGCUUUUGAAGAGCAUUAUGACGAGGUUAUCGAUGUUUUGAGUGACUUGUUUGUUUUCAUCUUCACCGAACUGAAAGUCCGUUAUGCCAAGGAAAUUGCCUUGGUUCGUAAACAGUACCCAGUGGAAGAGUUUAAGCUCCCCAAAGAUGGGAAGAUGGUUCGCCUGGCAUACAAAGACGGUAUUGCGAUGUUGAAGGCUGCUGGGAAGGAUAUUUCCGACUUGGAAGACUUGUCAACUGAAAACGAAAAACACUUGGGUGCUUUGGUGAGAGAAAAGUACGAUACGGACUUUUACAUCUUGGAUAAAUUCCCCCUAGAGAUUCGUCCAUUUUAUACCAUGCCAGACCCUAAUGAUCCUCGCUACUCCAACUCUUACGAUUUCUUCAUGAGAGGCGAGGAAAUCUUGUCUGGGGCUCAACGUAUCCACGACGCCGAAUUUUUGAGAGAGAGAAUGUCGCAUCACGGCUUGUCGCCUGAGGACCCUGGCCUCAAAGACUACAUUGACAGUUUCACCUACGGGUGUGCGCCCCACGCCGGUGGUGGUAUCGGGCUGGAAAGAGUGGUGAUGUUUUUCUUGGAUCUCAAAAACAUUAGGAGAGCAUCUCUAUUCCCAAGAGACCCCAAGAGGCUAAGACCAUGA
This is a messenger RNA of Lachancea dasiensis, 1803 nucleotides long. The record is from the annotation of a GenBank genome assembly. Lineage: Eukaryota; Fungi; Ascomycota; Saccharomycetes; Saccharomycetales; Saccharomycetaceae.